Molecule: messenger RNA, 2136 nt
Organism: Pyricularia pennisetigena
Lineage: Eukaryota; Fungi; Ascomycota; Sordariomycetes; Magnaporthales; Pyriculariaceae
Exons: 3
Coding region: 1-2136 (711 amino acids)
Cellular component (GO): cytoplasm; membrane; microtubule
Molecular function (GO): GTPase activity; microtubule binding; GTP binding
Source: RefSeq, a predicted model, not a curated record
AUGCGUAGCGAAGAGCCUAGCGCAUCGUCUUCUGUUGUGCGUGGCCUGAACUCGUCCAGGUCGACGGAGCGCAUCAACCAGAUCGAUCAAGUACGAGCCUAUGGGAUUGGAGAUGUUGUUUCUCUACCCCAGCUGGUGGUCUGUGGCGACCAGUCGGCCGGCAAGAGCUCGGUCUUGGAGAGCGUCACUAACAUCCCGUUCCCAAGGAAGAGUGGACUUUGUACGAGGUUCCCUACUGAAAUCAUCCUUCGACACAACUCCACGGCUACGCGUAUUAUGGCCACUAUUCACCCACACGCCUCCAGACCAGAGGAAAAGAGAGAUGCCCUUCUACAAUACCGCCGCGUGCUAGCAGACAUAUCGGAACUCCCUGAUGUUAUUGAGCAGGUGUCCGCAUUGAUGGAGAUCCGUGGGUAUGCGGACCAUAGUCUCGGGAACGCGUUUGCGUCUGAUGUCUUGCGGAUUGAAUUUGUGGGCCAGACAAACCUCAAUCUGACCAUCGUCGAUCUACCUGGACUCAUCUCUGUGGCCAAUGAAGAGCAAACAGAAGAAGACAUCCAGCUGGUCAAAGACAUGGUCAAAGGCUAUGUUCAAAGUUCUCGCACGAUUGUGCUAGCAGUUGUGCAAGCCACCAACGACAUCGCCAACCAAGUCAUCAUCCAGCUUGCGCGACAGUAUGACCCGGAAGGUCAGAGGACGGUGGGGAUUAUCACCAAGGCGGACCUCAUUAACGAGGGCAGCGAGGCCAGCUUGGCGCAGCUUGCGAACAACCAGGCCAACAUCAAGCUCAACCUUGGCUUUUUCCUCUUAAAAAACCCGAAGCCGUCCGAGAUUGAAGAGGGUAUCAAACCUGAGCAGCGGUCACAGAGGGAGCUGAGAUUUUUCUCGGAGCCCGUUUGGAAGCAGCAUCUCGAUAUGAGUCGUGUAGGGGCCGAGAAUCUGAAGCUGUUUCUGCAGGACCUCCUGGACGCCCACAUCGAGAAGGAAAUGCCCCAGGUGGUUGAAGAUAUUCGGAAGGUCCUGCGCACCACAGAGGAGAGCUUGACGCGACUUGGCCAAGCCCGUCCCACUGUCGGGCACAUCCGCAUUUUUCUAACGCAAGUUAGCACCAGCUUUGCCCAGCUGGUCCAAGCUGCCUUGGAUGGCAACUAUCAUGGGCCAUACUACGAGUUUUUCGAUCACGUUGAAGAUUCGCGGUUGCGCGCCGUGGUCCACAAGAUCAAUGGCAAAUUCGCUACCGACAUCCGUACCCAUGGCAAACAAAGGGUUUUGAGGCCGGCAGAGUCAGAGAUCGACUGGACUCCGGAUGAAAAUUCAAUUAAGGAAAACAACGAGAAGGAGCUUUUCGUAACCCAAGAGGAAAUGAAAAACUGGGUCAAAAAGGUGUAUUUGCGCACACGGGGUCGUGAGCUUCCAGGGAACUACAAUCACGUCCUGCUGGCCGAGCUGUUCUUGGAACAAUCCUCUCGUUGGCUCCCCAUUGCCACAGCCCACGUGGAAAGCAUCAUCGCGAUCGUCACCGGGUGGCUGCAGCACGCCACUCGAGUGGUUCUACCCGAGGACAAGCUUCGUGGUGAUGUGCUUGCCAUUUGCUCUCAGUGGAUGGAGGACGCCGGCAAUGACGCUUUGAUGGAGCUUGAUAAACUGAAAAAAGACGAGCAGCGCCAGCCGAUUACGUACAACCAUUACUACAUUGACAACAUUCAAAAGUCCCGUCAUGGCUUUCUGCGUGAGGCCGUGGAAGGUGCUAUCAGAGAGACAGCAAGCUCGGAUUAUCAUGGCAAACUCCAUGUUAGCAACAUCCCCAUGGAUAUUGAAAAGUUCCUUGAGGCAAUGAAGCGCAAAGUCAACGUCGACAUUGACGACCAGGCAUGUGCUGAGGCCAUGGCAGGGUUGGAAGCUUACUACAAGGUCGCCAUGAAGACUUUCGUGGACAAUGUCUGUCGGCAGGUCGUCGAGCGUCACAUUAUUGCGCCCCUCCCCGAGAUUUUCAGUCCAGUGACUGUUUCCCGAUUCACGGACGACGAGCUUCUUCAAAUCGGAUCCGAGUCGGAAAAACAAAACCGCAAGCGGGAAGAGCUUAGGGCCAGGGCAAAGAAACUGAGGAGCAGCCUUGAAAAUCUCCAGCGACGCUGA